UUGAACAAAUGAGCUACUGAGCAGUUGACAAAGCAAGGGAAAGCGUUUGCCAUUCAGACAGGCAUUUAACCACCACAGAGUAGACAGCGACCGGACAGCGACCGAUCAGGGAGAGCGAAGAUGUGAAGAUGCAUGCCGCAUGGUUUGCGGAGGAUGUUGAUGGAUGGGGAUAACCUAGUAUCGUCUCUGUCGAGGGAAUACAUCACAAGGACAUGUUUAAGGUGUCGAUGUGGAAUAUCUGACCAUUUUCGUGGUAUGACGGCUUGCAGUGCUUGCUGGGUGGUUGUGAUUGGAUCUGCUUUGAAUUUGCAGAUGUCUGUCUGAAAGAUAAACUGUUGGCUUUCGAUUAUGAUUGAUGAAAGGAUCAGAGUGAAACCGAUAUCAAAUUACCACCUGUUACCAGAAAAUCAGCUCAUGGGAUCCAGGGGAUUACUGUGGCAGGUCUGCGGCCCAGCUUUCAACAAAGCUCGUCUGAUCUGAGAUCAGUAGCGGUCUCAUCGCCCGACCGGCUGACGUCCGCACGCCUGCGUUCGGCUGUCCAGCUGCGUGGGCCUCGAGACGACCUCCAGCAAGGGCUCACCUCAUUCAUGGCUUGACCUCCUCACAGUACGCGCUGUGGACAGUUCCAUCGAGGGCAGUCUCCCUCUAAGUACCAUAGCACAUGGAUUUCAAGACUUCAAAUGAAGAGACGAAGACUGGGAUUUAUUUGCUUCAAGAUGGCAACGAAGAACCUUUCAAUGUACGCCUGCAUCUGGCCAAAGACAUUCUGACCAUUCAGGAGCAAGAUGUUAUCUGUGUGUCUGGGGAGCCCUUCUAUUCCAGUGAAAGAACUGUGACCAUCCGCCGUCAGACAAUUGGAGGAUUUGGCCUGAGCAUCAAGGGUGGAGCCGAACACAAAAUCCCGGUUGUGAUAUCAAAAAUAUCAAAAGAACAAAAGGCUGAACUCUCUGGACUGCUCUUCAUCGGAGAUGGGAUACUUCAGAUUAAUGGAAUUAACGUGAGAAGCUAUCGACAUGAGGAGGUGGUGCAGGUGCUGAGGAAUGCUGGGGAGGAAGUCACCUUGACCGUCUCUUUCCUCAAGAGGACACCAGCCUUCCUAAAACUCCCCCUCUGCGAAGACUGCACCUGUGUUCCAAGUGACCAGAGUAGCGGCACGUCGUCGCCGCUCUGUGACAGUGGCCUGCACUUGAACUAUCAUCCCAACAACACGGACACGCUGUCGUGCUCGUCGUGGCCCACCUCCCCUGGCCUGCGGUGGGAGAAGAGAUGGGUGGACCUGCGGCUCAUCCCCCUCCUCCACUCGCGCCUCUCCCACUACCUGCCAGGCUCGGAUGUGUGCAGGCAAAAUGCCUUUCAAGUGAUUGCCGUGGAUGGGGUGUGCAGUGGGGUGAUUCAGUGCCCGACUGCUGAGGAGUGCCUCGAAUGGCUCCAGGCAGUAGCAACCAAUAUAUCAGCUCUCACAAAGCACAACGUGAAGAAGAUUAACCGAAACUUUCCUGUUAAUCAGCAGAUCAUUUAUAUGGGAUGGGUGGAGGAAAAAGAACAGGACCUGGUGCAGGACCGAAUGUACACGCCAAAGUUCCUUGCCUUGAGGGGCUCCUCACUCUUCAAAUUCUCAGCACCGCCCGUGACUACUUGGGACUGGACCAGGGCGGAGAAGAGUUUCACCAUCUAUGAGAUCAUGUGCAAAAUUCUGAAGGAUGGAGACCUUGUGGACCAGCGGCGGCACUGCUUCUGCCUGCAGGUGGACACGGGUGAGGACACCUUCUUUAGCGUGGAGCUGGAGUGCGAGCUGCUCGUCUGGGAGAAGGCCUUCCAGAUGACCACCUACCUGGAGGUGGAGAGGAUACAGUGCAAAACGUAUGCUUGUAUAAUGGAGAGCCAUCUUAUGGGACUGACAAUAGACUUCACUAUGGGAUUCGUCUGCUUUGAUGCUGCUUCAAAGGCGGUGCUCUGGCGAUACAAGUUCUCCCAGCUGAAAGGGUCCUCUGACGACGGAAAGAGCAAAAUCAAAUUUCUGUUCCAAAAUCAGGACACCAAACUCAUCGAAGCGAAGGAGCUGGAGUUCUCCAACCUCUUCGCCGUGCUGCACUGCAUCCACGCGUUCUUUGCCGCUAAGGUGGCCUGCCUGGACCCCAUGUUUGUGGGGAGUCAGAACGCCGGCGCCGCUGCCGCCAACACCAUCACCUCGGUGUGCUCGACCAUGCCGGCCUCCAAAAUCAAAUACACAACCUGAUAAAGCAGAACAUCUCUUAGUUUUCAGGAGACUGAUCAGAUGGCAUAACCACAUCAACUGAAUGUGGACAUUUGUGGAGGAUCUAACCAGUAAAGUGGACAGGUUUUGAUCAACAGGAGAAUGAGAACAUGUCACAAAGACAAGCUCCGUGAGCCUUGUUUAAAUCCUCAUUCUAGUGCAGGAUCAGAUACACGAGAACCUCUACCAGAAUGGAGCAAAACAGGGCACUAUAUACAAAUGUUUGCAAAAGUUUAAAUAUGAAUCCACAAUAUGUCUCUCCAGCAGUUUCUCUUCAAUCUUUCACAGCUCUGGUUGAGUUCUUGCCAAUUUAUGAAAAUAUGAAAUAAAUUGCCAGGGGUCUUUUAAUACUCUGUUUGAUAAUCAAGGUCACCAGGUCAAAGUAGAACAUCACAUUAAAAUGGUCAUGUUCGGUGGCAUAAGCUACCAUUUUCUUCUUGUCAACUGGUAAUUACCAGCCAUUUGUGGCAUAUCCACCCUUUAAAUUGCCUUUGUGCUUGUUUCUAUUCACCGAAGACCCUUACUCUUUCCAUAGUAUUUACUGACAUUAGCAAAUCAACCUGUAAACUUGCUUUGUGAAACCCUCCCUGGCUUCAAAGAGAGGCAAUGUAUGAAGUUUGAGUAUAUGUGAUGAAGGGAGAAAAUCAUUGCGGCAAAUUGUUGUGAUCAUACUUGUAUUGCAAAUGCACCUUAUGUGACUAAAUUCCCAAUGUUUUACCAAUUGUCUCUGAACCAUAAACUGGAAUUGUAAAUUUGAGUGUACUGCCUUGUUCAAGAUUAACUGGCAAACGUUUUGUUUACACUUUGAUAGACCCAUAUUUAUUGAUAAUAAUGUAACAUUUUCCAAGUUUUCAGGGGCUGAAAAAGUUUAUUUUCAAACUGAUUUUUUGAAAACCCCUGGAGACUUUGGGCAAGGAUUUGUUUCUGUAAUCUUUCCCACUAUGUCAUUUUCCCUCAGCAGAGAAAUUAAUUGUUUUUGCUGCCGAAUGCCAGCUAGAACUUCUGUGUGCAGGAGUGGUGCAGCAGCAUUUAUGUCACCGGCAGACAGUCGGCCCAGGUUUGAUUCCAGAAUUCGUUGUUAAGAGUCCGUAUCGUUUUGGAUAAAAGUGUCACCUUUAAAACGAAUACGUUUUUUAACAACACUAAAAAUUGUGUUGUGAUUGCCCAGCUCUGUUUUACUUUCCUCCCAGAGUCAUUUACAUUCAGUUGUUACACGCAAACAUAUGAUAUGUUGUUAACUGUGCAUUGAUUACACAUCUCUAAUCAGAACAGCUUAUAUUUUUGUGUAUUUAACUCUUUGUGUUAAUUGCUGUGUUGAAGGAGCACAUUCUUUUUCAUGAAAGGCAUUCCACUUGGAACAUUUCUGGACUGGACUGCAUCAAAACCUGCUUUUGCAUCCAGGUCUCUGAGGAAGACUGCUGUCCAGCUGUGUUAUAGUUAUGGAGAGAAUGUGUGUUAAUUGUCCACAUGCCCCUCUUCUAAACAUGGACCAUGUUACACGUCCUAGGUUUGGCCCGAGAUAAAUAUCACAGUAUAUAUUUUUAUACAAGAGCUUUGUACAUAAUCAAAACUGUUGUAAUGACUCUUGUCACUUAGGCAUGAUAAUCAAAAGUUGAUGAAAUGAUUCGACAAGCAGUGGCAAAACAUUUAUGUAGCAUCCUGGAUCUAAGCAUUUCAACAUUUGAGAUGGACCCUUUGAAUGCUCUCAACAUCCUCAACGAAUAUGUCACAAUAUGAUAUGAUCAAGCUAAUUUGUGGUUUUUGGAUUAUUGUUUUGACAGCUGUCAGCAUAAAGACUGGGGUGAUUGUUUGUAAUUUGCUACCGCAAUGUCUAUACUGAUGCAUUUGAUACUACUGUCAGAAGUCAAAUGUAAAAAUGGGGUCAGUACAAUAUUUUAUAGAGUAGUGACAUAACCUUGUGAUACUUUUUUAUUACAUGAACUGAAAAUGCAAAAUGAUCUGGCCCAUUAUAUCAAGCUGGAUUGAUAUUCAGCUUGCAAUAAUUCACAUAGCCCUUAGGGUGGAACUUUGAAAUUUUGCCAAAUGUUACCUUUCUGAUCAUUUUCAUUUAUUAGAAAUGCUAUUGAAAUUAAAUGUGUACAAAAAAGACCUGAUGAAAUGUCAGUGUCACUCCCCAGUCUAUCAGAGAAUAAAAAACAUAUGACAAACUGAAUGAAAAUCAGGCUCUGAUCAGUUAACAGGAAGUGACAUUUGAGUCUAUGCAAAGGAAGAGGUGGUGGAGAGACGCAAGAGUGUUGUUCUGUGUUUCUUUCACAUACUAUUGAGAUGGAUCUAAUUUUCAGUAGAGUUGAGCUUGAGAGAUCUGGUUUUAUUUUUGCCCAAAAGAGUCUUGUUUUAAAUU
Messenger RNA from Alosa sapidissima (American shad), 4616 nucleotides. It is a transcript of the gene sntg1, whose product is annotated as syntrophin, gamma 1. Lineage: Eukaryota; Metazoa; Chordata; Actinopteri; Clupeiformes; Clupeidae. Bases 662 to 2236 code for a protein of 524 amino acids. The record is from RefSeq and is a predicted model, not a curated record. The transcript has 19 exons. Gene Ontology annotation, cellular component: intracellular anatomical structure; dystrophin-associated glycoprotein complex. Gene Ontology annotation, molecular function: structural molecule activity; protein binding.